This is a messenger RNA of Rhinopithecus roxellana (golden snub-nosed monkey), 1467 nucleotides long. RefSeq names its product E3 ubiquitin-protein ligase PPP1R11. Gene Ontology annotation, molecular function: protein phosphatase 1 binding; protein serine/threonine phosphatase inhibitor activity. The coding region runs from base 69 to 449 and encodes 126 amino acids. The transcript has a single exon. Gene Ontology annotation, cellular component: nucleus. Lineage: Eukaryota; Metazoa; Chordata; Mammalia; Primates; Cercopithecidae. The record is from RefSeq and is a predicted model, not a curated record.
CAGAGACAGAAAAAGGAAAGGGCGUCUCAUCCCCCUCCCUCCUCUCCUCCCUCUCCUGAGCCUUAGCCAUGGCCGAGGCAGGGGCUGGGCUGAGCGAGACCGUCACUGAGACAACAGUUACCGUGACAACCGAGCCCGAGAAUCGGAGCCUUACCAUCAAACUUCGGAAACGGAAGCCAGAGAAAAAGGUGGAAUGGACAAGUGACACUGUGGACAAUGAACACAUGGGCCGCCGCUCAUCAAAAUGCUGCUGUAUUUAUGAGAAACCUCGGGCCUUUGGCGAGAGCUCCACAGAAAGUGAUGAGGAGGAAGAAGAGGGCUGUGGUCAUACACACUGUGUACGUGGCCACCGCAAAGGACGGCGUCGUGCAACCCUAGGACCAACCCCCACCACCCCUCCCCAGCCUCCUGACCCUUCCCAGCCCCCACCAGGGCCAAUGCAGCACUAAAUUCCUCUCUCCUCCACCAUUCCUGUGUCUGUCUGGCCCUGAAUGUAUCCAUGUGGCUACUUCUUCAGCCCCCUCCUUCCCUCUCUUCUGCCUGAUAGAGGAAAGAGGAAGAGGAGGGUGAACAGAGAUCCUGGAAUUCUGACUUGCUGCUAUUCCAACCCAGCCUCCUGGGUUCCCCUAGUCCUCAUUCUUCCUCCCAAUACCCACCCUUCUCUCUCAAGGGAUCUAGUCAACUUGGUCCCAGUCUCUUCCUUUUGUUCUCACUGCCAAACUGCCUGUCCUGGGAUCUAGUUAUCUUGGCCCUGCAUGCUACAUGAGUAGCAAACACUUAAAUUGGGUUUUCAACAGUCCCAGCUUUCACUGCCAGGGUCCCAGUCAGAUUCCAGGAAUUUACACCCUAGCUUUGCUUGCUAAUCCUGGUUUAGAGCUAUCCUACUAAAAUAUUUAAUCUUAAUUCUUAGUCCUUGACUGUGAGAUAUGAGGUCUUACAGGAGACCUCAGAGCUCCCAGCCCUUCUCCUCCUGCUAACCCUCCUCACGCCCUGAAGAGGAGUUAGAAAAGAGGUCCUUGUCAUUCUCACCUCUUACGGAAAAUGGAACAGGAAAUAAUCAUAUCCUUUCUUCCCACCCUUCUCCUAUGAUUUAGGAUUUCUGACAAAGAUGGCUUGAGAUUGGUCACUUGGAGCCAACUAUCUCCUCCACCUUUUGUUUUUCAGCUUCAGAGACAGAUCCAAUAUAGUCCCAGGGACCUGAGUCUCUGGGAUAGGAAGGAAGAGGGAAGGAGCAAAGAGACUGGGGUAUAUCCCCUUUACUACACUCUUACCUCUUACUUCCUAGACUUUGAUUUCUCUGCCAGCCCAGAUGUUCAGUUCCUCUUGGCCCUCUCUACCCCUUACUGGGAUUUGGUUUUCAUUUUCCAGUCCUUUUGCCAUACACAGUUGCAGAGAUCAGUCAAAUCCAUACCACCACUGAGAUCUCAUUUAUUGCCACAGAUGCACAAAAUAAAUAACCCAAAAUCA